Molecule: messenger RNA, 1938 nt
Organism: Astyanax mexicanus (Mexican tetra)
Lineage: Eukaryota; Metazoa; Chordata; Actinopteri; Characiformes; Acestrorhamphidae
Exons: 2
Coding region: 149-1015 (288 amino acids)
Source: RefSeq, a predicted model, not a curated record
AAACUGGUUUUGAAGGGACCAAUGUCUGUGCAGUAUACAGAUGACUAACUCUUGUUGCUUUUAUCCACUGGUUUAGCAGAUAGUGGGUCUGAAAGUGAGAUCUGAGGCUUCAUUUUCUCUAUAAUUCUCUUCACUUGACCACCUCAGGAUGGAACGUCAGAAUGAGCGAAAUUGUACUGAAGUGUUUUUCCCAAGGGAGCAUUUGCCAUUUCAUGAACUUCGAGAAAUGGCAAACAACGAGUACCUAAACAAGCAUCAACGUAUUCCAAAAUCACCUGAACUGGUUGAGUUCUGUGUGGCUAAUCUGAGGCAUGAUACAUGCUACAGCAACUACCAGGCCAUCAUGAAGGAUGGUGGAUUUAAAAAACCUGGAUCUGAAGUCACUUCUGACAGGAGACUGGUGUGGUGGAGCUUAGCCAUAUCAAAGGAUGACAUCAAAGGUGCUGAAAGACGUUACCUUGAGUACAACAACACAGAGGCCGUUAAACCUUUCCUGCACAAGUUCACCACCUCUCCGGCUUUUAGGAAGUCCUCCAGGAUGGGGAACUUUCGCUUCACCUUCUCCCUGAUGGACCUGCUGGCCCGUUACAAGGAACAGUUCUGCAUGGGACAAGAACCACAGAUGCGCAUCUUUGAGACGGUCCUCUACAAGCAGGAGGUCAUGUACUCCAUAGUGGUUCAUGGUCCGGAUGACCAAAACGACUUUGGGACAUACCCACCUCUGCAAGGGCCUCGAGCCAAUGCCGUGUGUUCGUACCAAAACGGGAACAUACUGUGGAGAGCAGAGGGCAUGAGCGAGACUCAUGCUUUUAGGCUGAGUCAAUACAUGCAUGCGUACAAAAUUCCUAAGAAGAGGCGUUGGAACUAUGCGUGGGGUCAUGUGGCAGUGGCCUUCCACGUCCCACAGGGCAGGAUCUUCCAGUUUGACCAAGAGAGUCUGCGUAGCCACCUGAGCCUCUGUCAGGGUGCAAUGCCAAGACUUAGCAAAGAACAUUUUAUAAGAUGUGAGUUUUAAGCCUCAAUACCCCAAUAACAACAGUGCUGAUGGUGUAUUAACCCAUGGAUGCUCAUUCUUUGUUCUUGCCUGAGUUGCAUUCCAAUACUCAAGAACAUAUUUACCAAGAACAUUUUUUUUAUAUAUAUAAUUUCAUUUCUAUUUUUUUUCCCCUUUUUCUUCUGAAUUUACACGGCCAAUUACCCAACCCACUCACUAGGACUCCCCCUAUCUCUAGUAAUGCCCCAACACACCAGGAGGGUGAAGACUAGCACAUGCCUCCUCCGAUACAUGUGAAGUCAGCCACCGCUUCUUUUCAAGCUGCUGCUGAUGCAGUAUUGCUGAGCAGCCGGUGCGUUUGGAGGAAGCGCAGCAACUCGGUUCCGAUACAUCAGCUCACAGACGCCCUGUGCUGCAGACAUCACCACACGAGUGAUGUGGGGAGAGAGCGCCAUCUACCCACCCAGAGGGAUCAGGGCCAAUUUUGCUCCCUUUGAGUGCCGGCAGCUUGAUGGACCAAGAACAGUUAAGAAGUUCCUGUAUGUGUCCCUGCUCUGCCCCAAAAAGGAUGCCCACGAGGAUGCAAAAGAUCCUGUUCAGACCCACAAAUAUAUGUUUUAAGUUCUUCUAUUUCAAAUAAAUGGUGCUCUUGGUUCUGUUUUUUAAUUAGAGAAAUAGGAAGUAAAAUUUUGAAAUCUUAGUUCAUUUGAUAAAAACAGUGACUGUUUAUUCUGUAAUAUUCUCAAUAUUUGCUGUGUUCUUGUUGUAGGUGUUGAGUUCCUUUUUUCAGCGUAAUUAACUUCUCAGGUACGUUCUUUCUAAGAACUUCCUAUUCUUGAUUUUGAGAAACACCCCUUUUAUUAUUGGCUUUGCUCUCAUCAGCUAUGUGAAACAGGCCUGUAAACUCAGUUUGUGGCCUUGAAAAUAAAAGAUUUUGAUUAGAA